Sphenostylis stenocarpa is the source of this 1515-nucleotide messenger RNA. NCBI's taxonomy places the organism in Eukaryota, Viridiplantae, Streptophyta, Magnoliopsida, Fabales, Fabaceae. The record is from the annotation of a GenBank genome assembly.
AUGACAAAUCUCAGCAAUGGCUCCUCCACCUACUCACAAUCCUUUCUCCAGAUUCCACCUGUAAAAUUUACCAAGCUUUUCAUCAAUGGAAAAUUCCUAGACUCUGUUUCAGGAAAAACGUUUGAGACUGUUGAUCCAAGAACAGAGGAAGUGGUUGCUGAAAUAGCAGAGGCUACCAAAGAAGAUGUUGAUAUUGCUGUGAAGGCCGCACGUGAAGCAUUUGAUUCUGGUUCAUGGCCACGCAUGCCUGGUGCUGAAAGAGCAAAGAUUAUGCUGAAAUGGGCACAGCUAAUUGAACAGAACGUAGAAGAAAUAGCAGCAUUGGACACCAUUGAUGGAGGGAAGCUAUUCAGUUGGUGUAAGGCUGUGGAUGUUCCUGAAGCCUGCAAUAUCCUUCGUUACUAUGCUGGCGCUGCUGAUAAAAUUCAUGGAAAUGUUUUCAAAACAUCUCGUGACCUCCACUUGUAUUCUCUUAUGGAACCUGUUGGUGUUGUUGGACAUAUUAUCCCUUGGAAUUUCCCCACGGUCAUGUUCUUCGCCAAGGUCGCCCCGGCCUUGGCUGCUGGUUGCACCAUGGUCAUCAAGCCUGCUGAGCAAACACCUCUGUCAUCACUCUUCUAUGCUCAUCUUGCUAAGCUGGCUGGUAUCCCAGAUGGAGUGCUCAAUGUAGUACCUGGAUUUGGCUCAACUGCAGGGGCUGCAAUAAGCUCACAUAUGGACAUUGAUGCGGUCAGUUUUACAGGUUCAACAGAAACAGGUCGUAAAAUAAUGCAGGCUGCGGCCUUGAGCAAUUUGAAACCUGUUUCACUUGAAUUAGGAGGAAAGUCGCCAGUUUUGAUUUUUGAUGACGCUGAUGUAGACAAGGCUGUUGAUCUUGCUCUCUUUGGAAUCCUACACAACAAGGGAGAAAUCUGUGUUGCAUUCUCUAGAGUUUUUGUCCAGGAAGGGAUAUAUGAUGAAUUUGAGAAAAAGGUAGUGGAGAAGGCUAAAACUUGGGUAGUGGGAGACCCUUUUGAUCCAAAAGUUCAGCAAGGACCCCAAACUAGUAAGGCACAAUUUGACAAAAUUCUUUCCUAUAUUGAGCAUGGAAAGAGUGAAGGAGCCACCCUGUUGACUGGGGGUAAGCCAGUGGGCAACAGGGGAUACUACAUUGAGCCAACCAUUUUUGCCAAUGUUAAGGAGGACAUGCUAAUUGCACAAGAGGAAAUAUUUGGACCUGUGAUGGCACUUUCUAAGUUCAAGACCAUUGAAGAUGCAAUUAAGAAAGCCAACAGCUGCAAAUAUGGCCUAGCAGCAGGGAUUGUGACCAAGAACUUGGAUAUUGCCAACACUGUAUCAAGGUCCAUCCGCGCAGGCAUUAUUUGGAUCAACUGCUUCUUUGCAUUUGAUAUUGACUGCCCUUUUGGAGGGUAUAAGAUGAGUGGAUUUGGAAGGGAUUAUGGACUUGAAGCACUUCAUAAAUAUCUUCAAGUUAAAUCUGUUGCAACUCCUAUUUACAAUUCUCCUUGGCUUUGA